This is a messenger RNA of Penicillium argentinense, 1479 nucleotides long. RefSeq lists its product as uncharacterized. The record is from RefSeq and is a predicted model, not a curated record. NCBI's taxonomy places the organism in Eukaryota, Fungi, Ascomycota, Eurotiomycetes, Eurotiales, Aspergillaceae. Bases 1 to 1479 code for a protein of 492 amino acids. The transcript has 2 exons.
AUGUCUGCUUUCAAUCCCUUCCGUUCCCGGAACCUGUCUCUCGCCCGUGUGAACCCGCUGCUUCCGAUAAGACGCGGUCCCAACAUCCGGGCCAUCGAGGCCUCUCCCCGCAACAUUGUGCUGAUGAGAUCAUACGAAACAGGUGGUUCUACACAGGGAAAUGCUGCCAUGACCCAGCCUCCCAUAAAUCUACCGCCAGAUCUCUUUACAAAGCCCGUUCACCCGCUACCCUCACAGCUACCCUCGCAACUGCCCAACGACUACCCCAGAAAAUCCGCUCUAUCGCUCGAGAUCGAGGACAACGAGUCGAGCUCCGACGACCAGGCUGCCGACCCGUUCAAUCCUGAUUCCUCGGUCAGCGACAAUGAUGAAGAUAAUGAUGAGAGUGAGAGCGAUCGGGGACAUCCUAGGAGCUUCGCUUCUCGAGACGAUCAUCCGCGAGGCAACUUCGGGUCCGCUCCACACCCAGCUCCAUCCGACGAUGGAUCGACUACAACGGCCACUUCCUUCUCCAAGACGUCUGCUACAAAUGUGCCAGUGACAGAAAAGGGUAGCCCGGAUACAGCUAGAGAAUUCCCAUCCUCGUCGGGUCGAUCGACAGGACACAAGUCCUCGGAAAAUGACGACAGCAGGAAUCCGGCGAAUCGUGCCAACAGAGAAAAGAAGCCACCACCUCCACCACGGAGCCACCAUGGCAAGCGGAUUAAACCACCAGCUUCAUCUUCUCAAAGCCAAUCGUCACGAUCAACCAAACGUUCUUCUUUUCACGCGUCUUCGCCGGAGAGCGUGACCUCCGUACAACCAUCUGGCACGCGCAAUGCCAAUGUCACCGCAUCUCACGCUCCAGCGUCUGACUACGUCCUGUCACUGGCGGAGAGUCAGCAAGCAAUGAGCUCUACCGAUUCUCUUCAGCGCAGCUCGUCGCAGAACAAGCAACCUCCAACGCCGCCCCUCAGUCGACGCCACAGCCAAAUGCGGCGGUCCAAGUCUACCCAGUCCAAGUCGAGCGGUAGUCGAUUGACCAUGUCGUCGCACGAUUCCGAAAGCAACGAUAGUUCGCAACCGCCCAGUCCAGGCUCUUUGACUCGGUUCCCUGCAGCGGCGAACAAGCGCGUCAGCAUGCCACCACCAUCCUCUGGGGAGAUUCGAGCCCCUGUCCCUGCGACGGGGACAUCAACCGAUGCACCUAUGCCACCCAGCAGUUCCCGGCCAACACCCCCACCACCGGGACGACGUGCAUCAUCUCACGGCAGUCCAGCAACUGGGUCUUCAUCUGGGGCUCCGCCGCCACCACCCCCUCGUCGAGCACGGGACUCGACCAUACGUAGCAGUGACAGCGGGGAAUCCCAGAUGAACCGAGUAGAGGCUCCGUUGCCUAAGCCCUCCAACGCGCACGACAUCUUAGCGGAUCUUUCACGGUUACAGAAAGAGGUGGAUGACCUGCGUGGGCAUUAUGAGAACCGGAAAGUGAGCCAGUAG